CCGGAAGUAAAAUGAUCUAAUCUGUUGCUCACGAAACAGUGUUGUUUCUGUUUUGAUUAAUCAUUAGGUUACGACUGAAACAGAAACGAGGGUUUACGAACAGUAAUUUUAUUCAACCUCUGGCAGAAGCUGUUUAGUGCUGAAAAUAUCUCAAAUCUGUUUUACGUUUCUGUUUUAGCGUAUUAACUGGCUGGUGUUUUGAUCCAUCUCGUGGUUCAGGUCACGUUACAUAUAACCUGUCAGCAUGUCUUACGCCGGGGCAGUGUGGCUUGCUGUUCAGGAGGACUUAUACAGAGGUGUGUGUAGCGAACCGACUCCUAAAAUUCUUAACAGCGACAGCAGCAGCAAUAGCAUGGAACCCCGCGCAACAGACAAGCUCAGCCACGAGUCAAUAAGCCGCCUGGAUAUUUUCGAUGAUUACUUUUUGUCACAGUGUUUUCACUUCACUCGCCAGUGUCUAACUUUUAUUGUGGACUGCAUUAAAGCGCGCAUGAAAAAAGACGUGUUUAGACCCAGUAGCGACGCCACUUCGAUUGAAGCAAUGACACUUGCGGCACUAUAUUUCUACGCGCACGGUUUCCUCCCCAGGAAAAUCACAGCCGCAUUGGGAUUGGAGCACGCAAGUGCAAACGACGCCGUCAACACCGUGUCUAAGGUGUUGGAAGACAUGUGCACGGACUUCAUCACUUUCCCCGGCACUUACGACGAUCGUACGGGCGUUGCACAGGGGUUUAAAUAUAUAAGUGGCAUUCCAAACGUGGUGGGUGUUUUGGGUUGGUUACAUGUCCAUGUGAACCCUUCACCGGCUGAAGAGAGUCUUUUCCUUAACACCAGGGGUUACCAUUCAGUAAUGGUCCAGAUCAUAAGUGACGUGGAUGGAAAUCUACUGAGUGUGUAGCAGUGUUGUCCUGGGGGGACGCAGGAACAGGCCGUUUGGGAAAGCUCAUAUAUUUGUCAGGAGUUUAACAGACUUCAGCAUGGUCAGACCUGGGUCCUGGGUGGUAAAGGUCUGUGUAAAGCUAAACAUGUGCUGAGCCCUGUGGAAAGUUCCCGGAUCAAGACCGAUGCAGCCAGACGUUUCAACACAGCUCAUUCUCAGGUUUGGAAAUCGACUCAACUUGUCUUAGGCUGUUUGAAAACCCGCUUCCAGUGCUUGCACAAUCUUGGAGCUGUUCUGGUUGAUAAUCUCAAGCCCGUAGCUCGCACGAUCACUGCUUGCUGUGUUCUCCACAACAUCUCAAAAAAAUUUUCAGUGCCAUUACCCGGCAAACUGGUUCUAGAGCAUUUACACCCAGAUCCAGAGAUGAAGCAAGGGGAACAGGAGAACUUUGUUGACACAGAAGAGGCAAUAGAAGACAUGAUAGAGAUGUGUUUUGGGAAUUCUGGGGAUGAAGAGGAGCAAGAAGAAAUGAAAACCAUUGAGGACAUUCAGAAGAGGCACAAACAAAAUGAAAGUUCAUCAAGGUAUGAAUGAAUGAAUUGAAUGAAUUCUGGCUGAACAACACUGACUGGAGGCCCAUGCCAAUUAGAAAGAUUCAGGUGAUGGACUAUUAGCAAGUUAUUGUUAUUCAUUCGUAUAAUCCCAACAAUUAUUAUGUUUUUCAUAACAGACUUGUGAUUUGAUGACAUAAUGCUUAUUCAUUCAGAAACAGGAGUAACUAAAUACAAAAAUGCUACUUUCAAUUUAACUCUGACAGCAUGCUUUCAGUUGAUGCACACCCCAUUUAUAUUUUUGAUGAGUUGCAGAGAUAUUCAAGACAACUAUAUUAUAUAUUUUAAAUUUAAUAUAUAAAAUUGUUUCAUUCACAAGUGUCAUGUUUGUGAUUUUUAUUCGUUGUGUAGAAUAUUUAGAUCAAGCAAUUCCCAUAAAUAGGUGGAUUUUUAUAGCCUACCAUUUAAUUUUCCAGUUUAACUUUUAUUUAAUUGUAGAUGAAAAAAUAAAGGAAUGCUUUGUAACAUUAUUUUACAUUGACUCAAAUCACUGCCUAUUCCAAAUGCAGUUUGACUUUUUCGAUCUUCAGAACAUUGAACGAAUAUUGUUCAUUCUAGAGGAAAAAAAUUUACUAUAUUGUUUGCAAUUUUAUAAUAGGUCUGAUAAUUGGCAACUGAUCAUUUCUUACUGACCUAUUUCACUGUCAAACCAGUUACAGUUGUGACCAAAUUUUGUUUUUUCUUUAAGUUAGUGAAAGUACCACUAACUUUUUUUUUUUAAGAAAAGGAAUGCAGUUUGUUUAAUUGGGCAAUCCAGGGAGUAAAAUACAUAUGCUCACGUACCGCAGCUUCAAUAGCUUUCACAUGCAAAUGUACUAGGUGAUUAAUAAGCAAUUAUCAUCUUUAAGUAAUCUUUCUUUUGCCUCAUCAACUUGAAGGGGAGGAGCAGAAGCAUAAAACGGAGAGUCAUAUAAAUUCUUUCCAGGUCAAGUUAUUUGUACGUAUUUGCAGUCUAUGACAUCGCAGUGGAGGCAAAAGCAUUUUACUCAAUGAGAAGCACUUCUGAGAGGUGAUAAUAGUUGGGUGGAAGGGGAGAUCCAUGGGUCAAUAAGUAACUGGCGAACAAGUUGCAGGAUUCAUCCUCUUCAAAAACACAAAGAAUUUUUUGUUGCUGAACCCAAUCCUAUGGAAGCCCUAAGCGGCCAUGCAUUAUUAUUUUUUUCCUUGCCUUUAUCCUUUCUGCAGCAAGGGUCCCACAACUUGUAUACAUGGUAUAAUUUUUGGGUAUAAAAAGUGUAUCUUAGAGAAGCAGAGUCUCUCAGAAUUAAAGAUGGGCAGAGGUUCACCAAUCUUUUUUGAGACGCGUUGCUGCCAUCAAAUUCAAAAUUACCUUAUUUUUCCAUUACAAAUGGUACAUUUUCUCAGUGUAAACAGUUGAUAUGAUCUCUUGUGAAUAAAAUAUGGGUUUAUGAGAUUUGCAAAUCAUUGCAUUCUGUUUUUAUUUACAGUUUACACAUCUUUUAUAUGUUGAUGCUGACAGUUGUUGUGCCUUCCUCAUUUUUUUUAUUUUUUAUCUGGAACCCCCCACAGAUGCCUUUUCUUUCAGCAGAGGGAAAAUUUGAAAUUAUGGCCCUGUGCCAUGCAUGGGGUUUAUUCAUGUAAAAAAUCCGGUUGCUGGUGCUGCCAACCUUAUGGGGGUCUGCAAGUAGAGUCUCUGGAUUUUCUGUAAGUCUCUUGUUUUUGUAAACUUUUCGUGCAGUUUCAUUUGAAAUAUAUUUUGGGUAGUUCAGUUUAAUGGCCUCCACACUUUGGGUUUGUGUGGGCCUAGGUUUAUGGGCCAUUUGCACUUGUACUUGGGGUUGGGUGUGGAUAAUUACUGUUAUUACUCGCUUCUUCCCCCUCUCCAAGGCCACUAAAAAUCAAUACAGCUGACUUAUAAAGACAUGAGAUGAAAAUAAUGGCACAUACAUAUUACUAAUAUAAUACAUAUAUUACACUUUUUUAAAAAUAUACUGAUGACUAAAUCGGGGGGGGGGGCAGAUGCUCAAGUGGGGAGGAAAAGGGCACCCCUCUCAAUUAUUUAUAAAAACUUAGUUACAUAUUGUAGAACAUCUAUUAAUUGCUUACAUAUUUAUUUAUUUUAAUACUCAUGCAGAUGUUUAAUACGCAAUAGAUUUCUGUAAAAUAGCCAAUUCACAAAGACAAUGGUCUUAAGUAUUCACUAUUUCUACAUAUGCACAUACAAUCAAUGUUGUGUAUCAGUGACAGAAAUAAACUUUUCCAUUAAGGGAUGAUAUCUGUCCCCUUAAAUUUAUUUCAAGGGGCAUUUUUUUUUUUACCUUUAUAAGAGCAAUUUAUGCAUCAUCUUUCAUGUCAAAUUCUUAAAUUUAAUCAAUAAAUGCAUUUAUAAUAUGAUGUGUUUCAGGCAUGAUCUCUGUCUCAAUUCUGAAGGUCUCUGUUUGUGUCAUGAUUUACCGGAACUAAAUUGUUUUGUGUUCUUGGUAUGUGCUGUUAUGAGCAUUCCUAAUCACCCUGCCUUUCGUCCUCACUCACUCUCACGUUUCUUCUACUUCUCUUAUUAUCUGGUAGACUACACGUCUUGUAGAGCUUAUAUCACUCAAACAUACGUAAUAGAUGUUUUGAUUUGAUCAAUUCUAAUAUAAUUCUUGAUCAAUAUUUCUGUGUGUAUAUAUACUAUGCUUUCUGUAUCAUUAAACUAAGAACCUUUAACUGAA
Messenger RNA from Ictalurus punctatus (channel catfish), 4166 nucleotides. Its product is annotated as putative nuclease HARBI1. The record is from RefSeq and is a predicted model, not a curated record. The transcript has 3 exons. NCBI's taxonomy places the organism in Eukaryota, Metazoa, Chordata, Actinopteri, Siluriformes, Ictaluridae.